AUGCAGAUGUUAACAAAGUUCGAGUCGAAAAGCAACCGGGUGAAGGGAAUAGCGUUCCAUCCAAAAAGACCAUGGAUAUUAGCGUCACUACACAAUGGGUGCAUACAGUUAUGGGAUUAUCGUAUGGGAACUGUACUGGAACGUUUUGAUGAACAUGAUGGCCCCGUACGUGGCAUUGCCUUUCAUCCUACUCAACCGUUGUUUGUUUCCGGCGGUGAUGAUUACAAGAUAAAGGUGUGGAAUUAUAAGACACGGAAGUGUUUAUUUACCUUGAAUGGACAUCUUGACUACGUGAGAACGGUGUUUUUCCAUCACGAAUAUCCAUGGAUUUUGAGCGCUUCGGAUGAUCAAACGAUUAGAAUAUGGAAUUGGCAGUCGAGGAAUUGUAUAGCCAUAUUGACUGGACAUAAUCAUUACGUCAUGUGUGCUCAAUUUCAUCCGAAAGAAGAUUUGGUUGUUUCAGCUUCCUUAGAUCAGACUGUGCGAGUAUGGGACAUUUCAGGCCUACGGAAAAAAAAUGCAGCCCCCAGCUCAAUCACGUUCGAAGAUAGCCUCCACCGUUCUGCUGCUGCUCAAGCAGAUAUCUUUGGCAGUACAGAUGCAAUAGUGAAAUACGUACUUGAAGGUCACGAGAGAGGAGUGAAUUGGGCAAUAUUCCAUCCUACUUUGCCUCUUAUUGUAUCUGCUGGUGAUGAUCGGCAAAUCAAACUGUGGAGAAUGAAUGAUACAAAGGCUUGGGAAGUUGAUACGUGUCGGGGACACUUUAAUAAUGUAUCGGCAGCAUUGUUUCAUCCCAGACAAGAAUUAAUUAUUUCAGAUGGUGAAGAUAAGACCAUUCGUGUGUGGGACAUGUCAAAGAGAACGUUGGUACAGACAUUCAGGCGUGAACAUGAUAGGUUCUGGGUUUUGACAGCUCAUCCUGAAGUAAAUUUAUUUGCAGCUGGUCAUGAUAAUGGAUUAAUCGUAUUUAAACUGGAGCGAGAGCGUCCCGCAUCGGCUGUGUAUCAGAAUAGUUUGUUCUAUAUUCGAGAUAAAGUUCUACGGGUUUAUGAUUUUAAUUCCGAUUCAGACACGGCAGUAUUAUCUCUUCGUAAGAUUGGUGGUCCAUAUAUUCAACCGCGUUCCUUGUCUUACAACCCUGCUGAAAAAGCUGUCAUUGUUACCAGCCCAACAGAAGGUGGAGGCUACGAUUUAUUACAUCUUCCCAAAGACUUUAGCGGUGAGCCACGAGAAGCUUUAAGUGACAGCAAGCGUGGUUCUGGUGCAUCCGCUAUAUUCAUUGCACGCAAUCGAUUCGCUGUACUUGACAAAACACGCCAACAAAUUGAAAUACGUGAUUUAUCUAACCAAACUACAAAGACAAUUAAACCUCCUGCGACAGUAAAUGAAAUUUUUAGUGCAGGCAGCGGGAACCUUUUAUUGCUCAGCACCCCGCAAUCGGUAAUACUAUAUGACAUUCAACAAAGACAGACACUCAAUGAAAUUACAAUGCCAUUUGCAAAAUAUGUCUUCUGGUCUUCCGAUCACAGUCAAGUUGCGCUUUUGAGCAAACACACCAUUACUAUUGCAAAUAAGAAUUUAGAACAGAGUUGCAUGUUACACGAGACAAUAAGAAUUAAAAGUGGUGCUUGGGAUGACAUGGGCAUUUUUAUCUAUUCUACACUUAAUCAUAUUAAAUAUGCUCUUCCUCAGGGUGACAGCGGCAUAAUCCGUACGUUAGAUCAACCAGUUUAUCUCACCAAAGUCAAAGGGAAAAGUGUAUAUUGCCUUGAUAGAGAUGGGAAGACACGUGUCAUUAGCAUUGAUCCAACAGAAUAUCGCUUCAAAGUUGCACUUAUCAAACGUAAUUAUGAUGAGGUGUUGCAAAUAAUAAGGAACAGCAAUCUAGUCGGGCAAGCUAUCAUCGCAUAUUUACAAAAGAAGGGAUAUCCUGAGAUUGCAUUACACUUUGUAAGAGAUGACAAAACUCGCUUCGAUCUUGCUCUUGAGUGUGGAAACCUAGAAGUGGCAUUAGAAACUGCAAAAUCCAUGGAUAGAGAAGACUGUUGGAAUAAACUUAGUGCUGAGGCGCUUCGUCAGGGCAACUAUCAGAUAGUCGAAAUGGCUUAUCAAAGAGUGAAAAACUUUGAUCGAUUGUCUUUCUUGUAUUUGGCCACUGGAAAUAUGGAUAAACUGCGAAAGAUGAUGAAAAUUGCAGAGCUGCGUAAUGACAACAUGUCAAGAUUUCAUAACUCUUUAUUCCUGGGUGAUGUUGAGGAGCGAAUACGACUGUUGAAAGAAUUUGGACAAUAUCCCUUAGCUUACUUAACUGCUCAAUCACACGGUCUAACCGAAGACGCCGAAGCAAUACUGGCUGCUGCAGGCCUCACUUCCGAAGACAUAACCGACCUUCCACCAGCGGGUCAACUACUCAAACCAUCGAUCCCUAUUAUUCGUCAUAAUGACGUUAACUGGCCAUUGCUUACCGUCUCUCGAUCCUUCUUCGACUCAGCUUUCACUGCAUCCGAUCCUAACCCCUUAAUUGCUCCCAUAAAUUUCGCCGAUGGUGUAGAGGUUGGUGAAAUCAGUGGUGAUUGGGGUGAAGAAGAUCUCGGAUUUGGAGUCGAUCCAUAUAAGAUUGCUGCAGAGGCAAGAACCGAAGGGGAGGACGUUGAAGAGGGGUCAGGAUGGGAGAUCGAUACCGAUCUGACUACUCAAUUAGAUACAGCGCUGACACAAGAGAAUAGUAACGGUGCUCAGGGUGAGUUUGUUCCACCGACAGCAGGAACUGCCGAAAGUGAGUUGUGGAUGCAUAAUUCGCCUUUAGCGGCAGAUCAUGUUGCUGCGGGGUCUUUUGAAACUGCUAUGCAGAUGCUAAAUCGACAAGUAGGAGCGGUGAACUUUGCUCCAUUGAAGCAACAUUUUUUGCGAACAUUCCAGUCUACAAAAACCUACCUUCAAGUCAAUGUGGCACUUCCGUCUCUUGCAUUUAAUGUCCGUCGUAACCCAGAGGAGACAGAAAAGAGUCGCUUGUUACCAGCUUUGGCAUACAAUUUCCAAAAUAUCGUUUCCACCCAGUUGCAAGACGCAUAUAAGACCACGACAGCAGGCAAGUUCCAGGAUGCCACAAUACAGUUUAGAUCUAUUCUUCAUUCCAUUCUGUUAGUUGCCGUCACGAAAAGGUCCGAGAUUGAUGAGGUUAAUCAAUUGAUUGAUGUAUGUCGCGAGUAUAUCGUUGGAUUGUCCAUGGAACAAACGCGUAAGAAGUUUCCUGCAGAUGAUCCGGAUAGUACAAAGCGUGCACUUGAACUAGCUGCCUACUUUACACACAGUCGAUUGCAGCCUGCUCAUUUGCAAUUAAGUUUGCGAUCCGCAAUGACUCUAAACUAUAAAGCAAAGAAUUGCUUAACUGCCCCGAUGUUUGCUAGACGAUUAUUAGAGUUAGCACCGCCAGCGCAAGUAGCAACUCAGGCACGUCAAAUCCAAUCUCUCUGCGAUAAAAAUCCGCGUGAUGAGAUUGCACUUGAUUACGACCAGUAUAAUCCGUUUGUUGUGUGUGCCAUUUCUUAUACACCAAUCUACAAAGGCAGCCCAUCAGUACAAUGCCCAUAUUGUCGUGCAUCAUAUUUGCCUCAGCAUCAAGGCAGUCUCUGUGUUGUCUGCAAUGUGUCGCAGAUUGGGGCUAAUGGCACUGGAUUAAAAGUUUUCGUUUGA
Molecule: messenger RNA, 3693 nt
Organism: Paraglomus occultum
Lineage: Eukaryota; Fungi; Glomeromycota; Glomeromycetes; Paraglomerales; Paraglomeraceae
Source: the annotation of a GenBank genome assembly